AUGCUCGGCCGUGGAAGAUCGGUACGAGAGCAGGAGUCGAAGAGCGGUUCGAGGUUACCAAGAGAGGCGGCCGAUGAUCUACGGAGAAGCGCGGCCCCUGGAAAGGAUGAUGUGACCAAUGGCAUCAUUCUCGAUACUCUCGAGGUGCUGAAGGACAACUGGUGUACCCAGUUCACUGAAGCUCUUGAGACUGGUAUAUAUCCCGAUGGGUGGAAGUCAUCCAAAGGGAUCUUCAUUCAUAAGACCGGCAGGGACCCCACCAAGCCUAACGGCUGGAGGCCAAUCUGCCUGGUCGGUUCAGGUAGCAAGCUGUUCGAACGUCUCAUAAUAGAACGGCUUGCCUCUUGCCCGCAGAUCCAGAAACGAUUGGACUCUCCCAUUGUCCAUGGAUUCUGCAAAGGCAAAUCGGUUGACUCUGCUGUCCUGCGCGUGGUCGAAGCGUUCAGGGCUGGCAGAAAGAGGAGUAAGAGCGCGCCUAUUGCACUUGUCCAACUCGACGUGCAAAACGCGUUCAGCUCGGUAAAACACAGCCACAUCCUGGCAACCCUGGCCCAAUACGAUGUCCCACGCUAUCUAGUGAGCAUUGUUGAAGGCUACUUGAGGGCCCAGAGUGUUUCGGCUGUCUAUGGUGCAGACGUGGCCACUCUGGAACUUCAACGAGGGGUGCCUCAGGGCAGUGCCCUGGGCCCCUUCUUGUUCCUUCUAUCCACCCUGCCGCUUGUAGAUGACUUCGCAAAUUUGGAGGCGAAAGGCGUGAGCUUGACCCUCUAUGCGGAUGAUACAACGGUUGUGGUAUCCGGUGGAACUGGCCCGUCCUUGGUUAAACGGUGGCAGUCAGCAGAAGCUCUACUACUGGCUUGGGCCGCCAAAGCGGGAGUGUCCUACGAGCCGGCUAAAAGCCAGGCACUCCUACCCAGGACCAUCGGGAACCAUGCCUUGUCCCUUGAUGGUACACCUAUCGACAUUGUUAAAGUCGUACGGGUGCUCGGUGUCUGGAUCGACCACCGCCUCUCUUUCCAGCACCAUAUUCGGUUAAAGGUGUCCGAAGCCAAGGCCAAACUUGGUCGUCUCAGGCACCUCGGUUGGGCGCGAGCAGGGAUCACCGGUAAGAAAAUAAUCAAAACCUACAUGGUGGCGAUCUUACCGGCCCUUGCCCACGCAGUAGCGGCCUGGAAGGAAGGGCUUGAAUCCGCCACGGCAAAGUCCGCAUUACUGCAGGUCACAGCCAUGGUAGCGAGGAUAGCCCUCCAGGCUCCACGGAACUGCUCCAACGCGGCUCUUUGUGUCGCGGCUGGUCUCUUACCAGCAGACUUGGAGCUCAAGACUAUUGCAGCCGUAAGGCUGUCCGCACUUGGUUGUGCGAGGGCCCUAGACCAGACACUCGCGGUCAAAGGUCUGACUCUAACAGAGAGUCAAGGUAGUCUGGACAAGGUCCAGCACUGGCGGGGUCUGCCUACCUUACCAUGGCAACCUUGGGUCAAGACUACGAUCCGGGACAAAGAAAGAGCCAAGAGCUAUGCGCAGGCGGCUCUCCUCUCCGGAAAUGCCAUCUUCACCGAUGGCUCGGUGGUCAAAGACCCUGAAAUCCCGGACAAGGUUACCUUCCACUGGGUGCCUGGUCACAGUGGUAUGUUCGCUAAUGACAGAGCCGACGAAUUGGCAGCCAAGGGUGCCUCCAUGAUGGAAGUCUCUGCGGAGACGGAAAUCAGUGUGAAGACCCUUAGGCGUUAUCAGGCCGAAGCAGGGCGUCUGGCACUGCGUAAGUGGUGGUCAGACAAACGGGCCGGUCUAGGCACUUGCGUCAAUGACUUCUUCUACUGUGCCUCGCAUGCGAGGCUAUGGAGUCGAGGGGAAGUUACACCCGCUGGCAGUGCCGUGGUUUUUGGUAGGGCUCCCACUCCUGCGCAUCUUCACAGGUGUGGAGUAAUCGCCUCCCCAGAAUGUGAUUGCGGAGCUCCAAUAGGGAAUGUUAGACAUCUCCUCCGUUCCUGUCCACUCCUAGAGCAGGCUAGAAAACGGGUCAAAGGUGGUGUACCCUAUCACUUCUAUGAAAUGGUUGUCGAUUUAAAGCGGCGCAAGGCCUUCAAUCGGCUGUUUUUGGCCCUCAUGCAGCAUCUAGAUGCUCGCAGGGGUUUGCUGUAG
Messenger RNA from Perkinsus marinus ATCC 50983, 2142 nucleotides. RefSeq lists its product as hypothetical. Gene Ontology annotation, molecular function: nucleic acid binding. The record is from RefSeq and is a predicted model, not a curated record. The transcript has 3 exons. The coding region runs from base 1 to 2142 and encodes 713 amino acids. NCBI's taxonomy places the organism in Eukaryota, Perkinsozoa, Perkinsida, Perkinsidae.